This is a messenger RNA of Sorghum bicolor (sorghum), 1456 nucleotides long. Its product is annotated as peroxidase 1. The coding region runs from base 118 to 1152 and encodes 344 amino acids. Gene Ontology annotation, molecular function: peroxidase activity; heme binding. Gene Ontology annotation, biological process: response to oxidative stress; hydrogen peroxide catabolic process. NCBI's taxonomy places the organism in Eukaryota, Viridiplantae, Streptophyta, Magnoliopsida, Poales, Poaceae. The transcript is spliced from 2 exons. The record is from RefSeq and is a predicted model, not a curated record. Gene Ontology annotation, cellular component: plant-type cell wall; plasmodesma.
CCAUCUUCCAUGCUGCCCGUUGGAGCACAGCCACUACAGUAGCAGCUGGCAGCAGCCAGAGUGCUUCGAUCACUUUGCAGCGCGCAACACACUGCUGCCUGGCUUCGAGCUAGCUAGAUGGCCGCGGCAGCAGCGGCGACCACCGCCACCACCAGGACUGCACCUCGUCCCAUGGUGGCCGUAGCAGUGCUAAUAGUCGUCCUGUGUGCUACAUCAGUUGCCGGGCAGGGGCAGCUCCAGCUCCAGGUCGGCUACUACAACAAGACGUGCCCGGCGGCGGAGCAGAUCGUGCGCAACGAGACGACGGCCGCCAUCCAGGCCUCGCCGGACCUCGCCGCCGCGCUCCUCAGGCUGCACUACCACGACUGCUUCGUCCAGGGGUGCGACGCGUCCGUGCUGCUGGACUCGACGCCCAACAACACGGCGGAGAAGGAUUCGCUGCCCAACGGCAGCCUCCGCGGCUUCGACGUCGUGGCGCGGGUCAAGGACCAGCUGGAGACGGCGUGCCCGGGCACCGUCUCCUGCGCGGACAUCCUGGCGCUCAUGGCGCGCGACGCCGUCUCGCUGGCCAAGGGCCCUACCUGGCCCGUCGCGCUGGGCCGCCGCGACGGCCGCACCUCCAGCGCCGCCAGCUGCGGGGAGCUCCCGCCGCUGCACGGCGACAUCGGGCUCAUGGUGCAGGCGUUCGCCGCCAAGGGCCUCGACGUCAAGGACCUCGCCGUGCUGUCGGGGGCGCACACGCUGGGGAAGGCGCACUGCUCGUCCUACGCCGACCGCCUCUACGCCUCCGCCAGCUGCGCCACGCCCGACCCGGCACUCGACGCGCGCUACGCCGCCAGGCUGCGGAUGCGCUGCCCCAGCGCUGGCGACGGCAACAACGCUACGGCGGCGUCGGAGCUCGACCCCGGCAGCUGCACCACCUUCGACACCAGCUACUACCGCCACGUCGCGCGGAGGCGCGGCCUGCUCCGCUCCGACGCCUCGCUGCUGGACCACCGCUUCACCAGGGCCUACGUGCUGCAGGUCGCCUCCGGCAGGAUCGACGGCCACUACUUCCACGAUUUCACCGUCUCCAUGGCCAAGAUGGCGGCCAUCGGUGUGCUCACCGGCGACCAGGGCGAGAUCAGGAGAAAGUGCAACGUCGUCAACUGAACAUCAAUCUAUUCUUUUCCUAGUAAUCCAUAAUCCUCUAGCUCUUCUGUUUAUUACUAUCCUAGUAGUAAUAGUAGCCGCCUAUAGCUAUAUCGAUGAUAUGAUCCCUGCCUGUCAUGAUGAACUAGCAAUUGCAUUAUUGUUUGUAUUUUACUGAUCGAUGAUAUGAUGAACUAGCUAGCUAGGAGAUAUAUACACAUUUUAUUUUGUUUCUCUUUUGGGUACUAUUAGUAUCGAUCGUCUCUCAUGGGAGCUAGCCAGUUUUCACAUAGUUGCUAUUCGAUCAAUUUUGUUUGAUGCGUUA